This is a messenger RNA of Heteronotia binoei (common prickly gecko), 3480 nucleotides long. RefSeq names its product zinc finger protein 420-like. Gene Ontology annotation, biological process: regulation of transcription by RNA polymerase II. Gene Ontology annotation, molecular function: RNA polymerase II cis-regulatory region sequence-specific DNA binding; DNA-binding transcription factor activity. The transcript is spliced from 7 exons. The record is from RefSeq and is a predicted model, not a curated record. Lineage: Eukaryota; Metazoa; Chordata; Lepidosauria; Squamata; Gekkonidae. Bases 91 to 3072 code for a protein of 993 amino acids.
AGAGGGUUCUGUUGGGGGAGGGGGCGUGGGAGAAGGAUUUGCUCUGAAAGGAGAAAGAGACUGGAAGAGUUGGAGACAAACAACAGCCGGAUGCAGCUGCAUCGCGGGAAGGUUUCCUUAGAAAGAGAAGCCUUUCUUCAUAGCCCAGUGACAAAAGGCAUCUUUACAGAAUCAAAGGUGACCCAAGAGCAGGGGAAAGAGAUGGAAGAGCAGAACCCAGAAGGACCUGGAACUAACAAGACAGCAAGGAAAGGUCUCUGUCCCACCCAAGCUGGGACUGGUGUUGAAUUGUGGGAAAGCCCGGUGCCAGAUAUGUGUUAUCAGCUAAAUGCAAUCUCUGCUGUACGUCGCCAGCGCUUCCGGCAGUUCCGCUAUCAUGAGGCCGAUGGGCCCCGAGAGGUUUGCAGCCAGCUCCAUGGACUUUGCAGCCGCUGGCUGAAGCCGGAGAGGCGCACCAAGAAGCAGAUUCUGGACCUGGUGAUCCUGGAGCAGUUCCUGACUAUUCUGCCCCGGGAAAUGCAGUGCUGGGUCAGAGGAUGUGGGCCGGAGACCAGUUCCCAGGCGGUGGCCCUGGCUGAAGGUUUCCUCCUGAGUCAGGCAGAGGAGAAGAGGCAGGGAGAACAGAUGUGGGCGCCAUCUGUGAGGAAAGAAGCUAUGUUCCCUGAGGUGGAAGAAGCCUCCUUGAGGGAAAAGCAGAGCGCACAGGCCCAGGAGCGUGUUCAAAAUGUCCUCUUCUGUGGGAACUGGGCAAAGGACAAGCAAGCAAACACCUUUCCCUCUUCAUCCGUUUCAGUACCAGGCAGCAAAGAGAAGGUGUUCAGCUGUCAACUUUUCAAAGGUGUGGAAACGGCUGCUGCACCUCCAGUACAGCGUACAUUUUCCUUUGAGGAGGUGUCCGUCUAUUUCACUGAGGCAGAAUGGUCCCUGCUGGAUCUGCAACAAAGAACUCUGUACAAGGAAGUCAUGCUGGAGAACUAUGGGAAUGUGACUUUUCUUGGAGCCAGAAGUAUAAAAGAGACUUUGGUUGAGACAGACAAUGGCCUCGCAUCCAGAGAAAGGAUAGGAUCCCAAGAGCAUAUUUCCUUCCCAGAUGACCUGGCUGAGACAGAGGAUGAUCAGAGGAAUGAGGAGAGUGAGGAACUUCAUCAACAAAUGUCCAAUAGAGUUAAAAAUGAAGACUUGAAAGAAAAAGUCAGGAAUCGAGGGAGGCCUAAGAGAAAGAAAGGCAGCUGUGCAGUUGAGAAACGAGAUGGAAGAAAGCAUAAUGUGCAUUUUCCAAAGCACACAAUACUGAAGGCAAGUAAAUCCAUUCAGUGUGGAAAGUACUUCAGAAAUAGAUCACAGCUCAUUGGGCACCAAAGAAUACACAGAGAAGAGAAACCUUUUCAGUGCUCAGAAUGUGGAAAGAAAUUCACUUGGCGUGCUGCUCUUUGGACACACCAAAGAACCCACACAGGGGAGAAACCUUUUGAAUGCUCAGUGUGUGGAAAGAGAUUCAGUCAGAGAGGCAUUCUGCAAGGGCAUCAGAAAAUUCACACAGGGGAGAAACCUUUUGAAUGUUCAGAGUGUGGGAAAAGAUUCAGAUUGAGUGGCCAUCUUCAGCUGCAUCAAAAAACACACACAGGGAAGAAAGUUUUUGAAUGCUCAGAGUGUGGAAGGAGAUUCAGUCUGAGUCGCGCUCUUCAACAGCAUCUAAGAAGCCACACAGGGGAGAAACCUUUUGAAUGCUUGGAAUGUGGAAAGAGAUUUAGGUGGAGUUACUAUCAUCAGCAGCAUCAAAGAACUCACACAGGGGAGAAACCUUUUGAAUGCUCCGAGUGUGGAAGAAGAUUCAGGUGGAGUAGUGCUCUUCAACAGCAUCUAAGAAUCCAUACAGGGGAGAAACCUUUUGAAUGCUCAGUGUGUGGAAAGAAAUUCAGUGAGAGUGGCACUCUUCAACAGCAUCUGAGAACCCACACAGGGGAGAAACCUUUUGAAUGCUCAGUGUGUGGAAAGAAAUUCAGUCAGAGUGGCGGUCUUCAAAUACAUCAGAAAACCCACACAGGGGAGAAACCUUUUGAAUGCUCAGUGUGUGGGAAAAAAUUCAGGAACAGUGGCACUCUUCAGCAGCAUCAGAGAACCCACACAGGGGAGAAACCUUUUGAAUGCUCAGAGUGUGGAAAGAAAUUCAGUCAAAAUGGCAAUCUGAAACAGCAUCAAAAAACCCACACUGCACUGAAAAUUCACACUGCACAGAAACCCUUUAAAUGCUCAGAGUGUGGGAAGAGAUUCAGUCGGAGUGACCAUCUUCAAAACCAUGAGAGACUACACAGAGGGGAAAAACCUUUUGAAUGCUCAGAGUGUGAAAAAAAAUUUGCUUGGCCUGGUGCUCUUUUGGCUCACCAAAAAACCCACAGAGAGGAGAAACCUUUUGAGUGCUCAGAGUGUGGAAAGAAAUUCAGCCAGAGUGGCAUUCUUCAACAGCAUCAGAGAAUCCACACAGGAGAGAAACCUUUUGAAUGCUCAGAGUGUGGAAAGAGAUUCAGGUUGAGUUUCCAUCUUCAGCUGCACCAAAGAACGCACACAGGGGAGAAAUCUUUUGAAUGCUCAGAAUGUGGAAAGAGAUUCAAGAAGAGGAAAAUUCUUCAGCAGCAUCACAAAACUCACACAGGGGAGAAAUCUUUUGAAUGCUCUGAGUGUGGAAAGAGAUUCAUAACGAAGGGCCAGCUGAAACAGCAUCUGAUAACCCAUACAGGGGAAAAACCUUUUGAAUGUUCAGUGUGUGGAAAGAGAUUUAGUGAUAGAAGGAGUCUUAAACAGCAUCAGAGAAUCCACACAGGGGAGAAACCUUUUGAGUGUUCAGAGUGUGGAAGGAAAUUCAGUUGGAGUAGUAAUCUUCGCGAGCAUCAGAGAACCCACACAGCACAGAAACCCUUUGAAUGUUCAGAGUGUGGAAAAAGAUUCAGUAGGAGCUGCCAUCUGCGACGGCACCAAAGAACCCACACAGGAGAGAUACCUUUUGAAUGUUUAGAGUGUGGAAAGAGAUUCAGUGGGAGUGGCUGUCUUCAAAACCAUCAGAAAACCCAUUUGUAAGCUCUGUGAGUAGAAAAAGAUUCAGUCGAAGAGACAUUCUUCAGCAGCAAAGAAGAAACCACACAGGAGAAACCUGUUGAAUGCUCAGAGUGUGGAAAGAGAUUCAGGUUGAGUUUCCAUCUUCAACUGCACCAAAGAUCCCACAAAGGGGAGAAACCUUUUGAAUGCUCAGUGUGUGAAUAAAUAGCAUUCCAUAAUGCCUCUGUUAAAGGGAGAGAACUUUUUUUCCCUCCAGGCAGUUGCCAACUCUAGAUUAACUAUUUCUUUAUGAAUUAGAGAAAACAAAACUUAGCUAAGGAAGGGUCGUAGCCCAUUAAACAGAUUAUUUGUAUCAGGUAAAUUAUGCUUUGUGUUUUCUUUUCUAUGUGGGUUUUUUAAAAUAAAUUUGGCUUCAUUGAAUGUGUCAAA